Molecule: messenger RNA, 498 nt
Organism: Phasianus colchicus (ring-necked pheasant)
Lineage: Eukaryota; Metazoa; Chordata; Aves; Galliformes; Phasianidae
Gene: FIGLA
Product: folliculogenesis specific bHLH transcription factor
Biological process (GO): regulation of transcription by RNA polymerase II; developmental process
Molecular function (GO): protein dimerization activity; DNA-binding transcription factor activity, RNA polymerase II-specific; RNA polymerase II transcription regulatory region sequence-specific DNA binding
Source: RefSeq, a predicted model, not a curated record
AUGGGGGAGCAGCGGGGGGCGCUGGGGGUGCUGCUGCCCACCCCCCCCCCCGAGGUGCUGGGUGUGGUGCUGAGCCAGCAGCACGGCCCCCUGCCCCACGCAGCCCCCAUCACCCGCCUGCGCCGCGACCCCAAAGGGGGUUAUAUGGCCGUGGGGGACCCCGAGGGGGUCCUGGAACGGCGGCGGGUGGCCAAUGCCAAAGAACGGGAGAGGAUCAGGAAUCUGAACAGCGGGUUCUCAGCCCUGAAGGCUUUGGUUCCUCUGGUGCCCCGGGACCGCAGACCCAGCAAAGCCGACACCCUGCGGGCAGCUGCCGAAUACAUCCGCCUGCUGCGGGCUGUGCUGCGGGACACGGGGGGGCUGCAGGACGGAGCGGGGGGCGGCCAGGAGGUGACGCCGGGGGGGGGCGGUUGGCCCCCGUGUGCCCCCCACCCGCAUCCAUGGGGAUCCCAGCCCUGCGUGGGGCGGCUGCAGGCGACGCUUCCUGCUCAUCCAUAA